CGGACCAGCGGAUGGAGAGAGAGAGAGAGAGAGAGAGAGCGUCACAAGAAGACAGAAGGACGGAUACAAGGCGAGGCCAGCAGCGGAAAAUCGUGUCUCUCCUGACUGUCCAGCUAUUGUAUCUUUUGUAUGUCAGUGUUAUUUUGUAGGGCGACAUCUGCUUUUUAAAAAAACACGCAGUCGUUCCCACAGGCUAUCGGUCCUGAUGUGCCGCUGCGCCUCAUCACGAUUCUUCAAGGAUAUGCUGUUACCACAUCGACGGCAUUUCCCUUAAAUGCAAGGAUGUAAGUGAAACAUGUCGGAACCACACGAUCACUGCUGACAACUGUGCUCGACGAGCCGAAGACAUCGACGCCGCAGCCGGAGCAGCCUGGGUUCGUGCCUGCGUUUGCGCCUAAUUAUUGUUUUUGCGCGCGACCGUGAAUUUUCCUGCCCCGCAUCCGUCGGCGCUACAAGGCCUCCAGCCCGCAUCGUCUCUGGGCAUGAAACCCGUGGGAAUUAUGAUACCAACGUGACGCACAGCCACACAGCUCAGCGGGGGGAAGACAUCGAGACUCGACCGAGGGUGUGAGGUCCAGCAGAGCCCCGCACAGCGCGCCGAUCACAGGAGGACGCCCAAUUGUUGUUGAGCCCCUCGCGCCAAUGACUGCCGUGUAGUUCAGCAGGUAUCGCCCACCACACUGAAUAUUUUAUUUGUACAUGCAUCUGGACGAGCGGAGCCGGAGAAAGGGAGGAGAGCACAGUGGGUGAGGGCGCGUAGCGACAGGAUGCGGGAGACGCAGUGAGCGAGGAGGAGGAGGAGGGAAACCGCGGGAUUGACGGCUCUCCGAGCGUGGAUGGUGGUGUGACGUGCUAACUCUUCCUGCCCAGUAUGGCUGUGCCACUGUGGUCCCUGGGGGUGUGUGUGCUCAUUCUGGCUCAUGUGCCCCCCUCCAGCCAAGCUAUGUCCCGGGCGGCCAUGCCUUUCGGCCUGCUGCGCCGGGAACUGGCGUGUGAGGGCUACCCCAUAGAGCUGCGCUGCCCAGGAAGCGACGUGGUCAUGGUGGAGACCGCCAAUUACGGACGCACUGAUGACAAGAUCUGUGAUGCAGACCCGUUCCAAAUGGAGAACACGCAAUGUUACCUCCCUGACGCACUGAAGAUUAUGGCUCAGAGAUGUAACAACAGGACCCAAUGUGUGGUGGUUGCUGGGGUCGAUGUCUUCCCAGACCCGUGUCCUGGUACUUACAAGUAUUUGGAGAUCCAGUAUGAAUGUGUCCCUUAUAAAGUGGACCAAAAAGUUUUCGUGUGUCCGGGCUCACUGCUCAGCAUCCAGCCGGCCUCCUCGCUCCUGGAGGCGGAGCAUCAGUCGGGGGCGUGGUGCAAGGACCCGCUGCAGGCUGGCGACAGGCUCUACGUCAUGCCGUGGACGCCAUAUAGGACGGAGUUGCUGUGCGAGUAUGCCUCCUGGGAUGACUACCGACAAAACCGAGUGACCACCACCUACAAGUUGCCAAGUCGUGUGGACGGCACGGGCUUCGUAGUGUAUGAUGGUGCUGUAUUUUACAACAAGGAGCGAACGCGUAACCUGGUCAAGUACGACCUGCGGACGCGGAUAAAGAGCGGUGAGGCCGUGGUCGUCAAUGCCAAUUACCACGAUACCUCGCCUUACCGCUGGGGAGGGAAGUCAGACAUUGAUCUGGCCGUGGACGAGAACGGCCUUUGGGUGAUCUACUCCACAGAAGCCAAUAACGGACGCAUUGUAGUCAGCCAGGUGAACCCCUACACGCUGCGCUUCGAGGGGACGUGGGCCACUGGCUUUGACAAACGUGGCGCUAGCAACGCCUUCAUGGCCUGCGGCGUGCUCUACGCCGUGCGCUCCGUCUUCCAGGACGACGAAGGGCAGGCAGAGGGCCGGGCCGGCAGCGACAUGGUGGUCUACGCCUACGACACCAGCCGUGGACAGGAGCUGCCCGUCCAGAUACCGUUCCCCAACCCCUACCAGUAUAUCUCUUCCAUAGACUACAACCCCAGAGACAACCAACUGUACGUGUGGAACAACUACUACGUGCUCCGAUACCCACUGCAGUUCACGCCGCCACCACCCACUAAAGGUCCUCUCUCCUCUCUGAUGACAACUGUCCGCUCCUACACUGCUACUGUUGCACUGAGCCCAGUGCGGCCGUCGGCCUCUCACCCAAUCGGCGUCAUCAACCGAGGAUCCUUUGACCAAAGGCCUAUCACAGCCAUGGUCCCUUUGACCCCGCGGCCUCCUCUGCGUGUCCCCUUGGCUCCCGGGGGCCCUGGUCAGGUGGGCGGAUGUGAGGGCCGGGUUGCGCGAGGGGUGCAAUGGCCCCCCACCCUGAAGGGAGAGAUCGUGGAAAGGCCUUGCCCUAAAGGGUCACUGGGUAUAGCCUCGUAUCAGUGCGUGCUGUCUCCAGUGGGCUGGAGCUCAAGAGGGCCUGACCUUUCCAACUGUACCUCUCCCUGGGUCAGCCAAAUCGCACAGAAGAUCAAGAGUGGGGAGAAUGCGGCCAACAUUGCUGGGGAGUUAGUCAACUUGACCCGGGGCCAGAUCUAUGCUGGUGAUGUCAGCAUGUCUGUCAAGCUCAUUGAACAGCUAUUGGACAUCCUGGACUCCCAGCUCCAGGCCUUGAGACCAGCCAAUAAAGAGUCUGCAGCACGCAAUUACAACAAGCUGCAGAAGAGGGAACGAACAUGCAGAGCCUAUGUUCAGGCUGUCGUUCAGACCGUUGAUAACCUGUUGGGUCCCAAAGCGCUGGUGUCCUGGAACGAUAUGAGCAGCAAUGACCAAUCACGCGCUGCGUCGCUGCUGUUGGAUGCAGUAGAGAAAGGAGCGUUUCUAUUGGCCAACAACCUCUACGAAGGCCGCUUCAGCGACAGAGCCCCUAACGUUGAUUUGGAGGUGUAUGUGCUGAAUACGGAGGCGGACAUACAGGACCUGACGUUCCCUCACUCCUACGACAGUGACAGCAUCUUACAGAUAACGGCAGUGGCUCUGCAGCAGUACAGCAACAACGGCCAGGUGAAGCUCGUCCUGUCGCUCUAUAAGAACCUGGGCACCUUCUUAACCACCCUGAACUCCACGCUGAGGCUGGGUGUGGGUCUGAGCUCCGACGCCAAACUGGUGGUGAACUCUCAUGUCAUCUCUGCCUCUGUGCACCGAGGGUCCAACAGGGUUUACCUGUCGGAGCCGGUGAUCUUCACUCUCCGACACCUGCAGCUGGAGAACCACUUUGGACCCAACUGCUCUUUCUGGAACGCAUCGGGUGUUUCCGGGAGUGGCAGGUGGUCGACACAGGGCUGCCGCCUGUUACACACCAACAACACACACACCACCUGCGCCUGCAACCACCUGUCCAGCUAUGCCGUCCUGAUGACUUACCAGCAGCCUGCUCGUGGGGACGGCGUGGAGGAGCUUCUGGACUACGUGGUGUUCUGGGUCGGCAUCUCCGUGGCCCUGGUCUGCUUGGCCACCUGUCUUACCACCCUGUGCUGCCAGGGGGCACCCUGGCACACAGACCACAGCACCAUCCACCUCAACCUGUGGGCCAACCUGCUCGUCACCGAGCUGCUCUUCCUUGUUGGUUCCAACAAGACUCAGUACACAGUUGUGUCCUCCAUCAUUGCUGGCCUGCUGCACUUCUCACUGCUCUCAGUGUUUUGCUGGUUGUGUCUGGAGGGAGUGGAGCUGUACCUGCUUCAAAGGGAGGUUUUCGAAGGACGCAACUCCAGAAGGAAGUACUUCUACCUGUGUGGCUACUCCAUUCCUGGGCUGGUGGUGGCCGUGUCCGCUGCCAUUGAUUUCCGAGGCUAUGCUGCAAUAACUACAUACUGGCUUCGAACAGACAACUAUUUUAUCUGGAGUUUCCUUGGCCCUGUUGCUGUCAUCAUAACCUUGAACCUGGUUGUCUUGGUCAUGACCUUACAUAGAAUGCACAGCACAGCUGCUUUGAAACCAGACUCCAGUCGCCAUGAUAACUUGAGAGCGUGGGCGGUGGGCUCCCUGACGCUGCUGUUCCUGCAGAGCGUCACCUGGUCCUCAGGUCUGAUGUUCCUGUCUGACAGGACGCGCCUCCUGGCUUACCUCUUCUCCUCCCUCAACACCGUCCAGGCCCUGCUCAUCUCCAUUCUGCACUGCAGCCUCGCCAGGAAGGGUCAGAAGGAGUACGGCCGCUGCUUGCGUUUGUCGCAGUGCUGCGCGACUUCGUCCUCCGGCUCUCCAGAUUCAGUGAAGGGCUCUGCUCUGCGGUCGAACAGUCGCUAUACCAGCAGCCAAAGCCGGCGCGCAACAGCUAACAGACAGAGUCGUAUCAGGAGAAUGUGGAAUGACACUGUUCGCAGACAGACUGAGUCAUCUUUCAUCGCGGCAGACGUUAACAAUACUCCGACACUGAACCGAGCUGCUUUGGGGAACCACUUCCUUACUAAUCCAGUGUUGCAGACUCAUGCUGGAGCUUCACCCUAUGACACAAUUCUGGCCCAGGGAUACAAUCAGCCCUUCACAUCUACAGUAGGAACCUUCAGAAACAAGCAGAAGGGCGGUGUGUCCCAGAGCCAGGAGUCCUGUGGCUUGGACAGCGUGUGUCUCAAUGGAGGCUACACACCCAACACCUUCACGCUGCACGGUCUGGGAACCACACCUGGGUCGCGAGCUGGAGUUGUGGGCAGCACGGACCUUCUGAGAGAGGGAGGAGUGGGACUAGGAGGGGACGACAUCUCCCCGGGCCUGCUGACGCCCCACAGUGCCACGGAUCUGAGCAGCGGCGCAGGGAUGCGCCGCAACCUGUCGGACGCAGCGGCUUUGGAGAAAAUGAUCAUCUCGGAGCUCGUUCAGAGCAACCUGAGGCCCUCCGCCGCCAUGCCCGUUCCGCCUGAGCGCUACGGGAGCCUGGCGAGGCCACACCACCAUGACAGGGUGACGCUUGCCCACACUGCCACUUUAACACGACAUGCACAGCCACCGCAGGAGGCCUGGGCCGCCAAGAUGCAGCCCAACGCACGGCACAACGCGCCCGAGGGCUGGGCGCACGCAAGGCACCACACGCAGGACGCCGAGACCCGUGGACAAGAGCACGCCACAGCACCGCAUUUACAAGACGGCUGGUCUCAUCCACGGGCUGCUGGGGAUUCCGAGUGCCGUGACCUGCUCAAAGACGGGGACAGGUGCCAGCUGCAGGGCACUCUGGGCCGCCGCGGGCUCCAGGACCGGCAGCAGGCGCGCCCACCUGACGUCCAGGCUCGACCCUACUCCACCCUCAGCCGCACCCCCGGGACUCUGUCCCGACACCGCGGCACGGUGGAGGCAAGUCAAGGCACAGACAGGGACAGGGAGAGAGAGAGGGAACGGUACCGGGACAGACCCCUUCCACCUCCUCCUCCCCCUCCCCCCCAGGAGUCAGAGCCCCUGUACAAAGCACUGGAGGAGCCGCUGCUGAUGAAGCAGAGAGAGGCAGGUGUGGACCCAUGGAAAAGUGGCCAGGACAGAGAGAAGGACGAGACAUUUCUCCUGAAAAGAGAUGGAAUGAUGGAAGAUUGGAGGGGAGGGACCAGGGAUGAGUCUUUCACCUCUCAGAAGAGAGAUGGCGAGAUGGAUGAAUGGAGAGGCGGCGUGGAGCGGGGAAGGGAGGAACCUCAUUUGCUGGAGAAGAGAGACGGCCGAGUAGAUGUUUGGCGAGGAGGGUUUGACUCAGAGCAGGAAGAGACUUUUAUAACGCAGAAGAAGGAUUUUGGGAUCGAUGGAUGGAGAGGUGGGAUGGACAGAGAGAAGGAGGAAUCCUUGUUUUUAAAAGACAGAGAAGGAUGGAGAGGAGGGAUUGAACGAGACAACGAACAACCGAAGGAUCGACCACUGGACAUGUGGAGAGGGGGGAUGGAUAUAGACAGGGAGGAGGCCUUCCUGUUUGACAGCAAGGAUGGAGGUCUAGACGGGAGGAGCAGAGGCAAAGACAGAGGGUCGCUCCGUUACCACGGCGAACGGGAGGAUUCGGAGAGUUUUGCUCUGCCUUUGACCCCUGAUCUUGACCUCGACCCUGACUCUUCGCCAAUUUAUGCCCGAGACUCCAACCCCUCCCCACUGUACCCCGGAGACAGCCGCUCGCCGCCUCUCAGCAUCUUUCCCAGAAGCUCUCCCCCCACAAAUAUCUUUGCUCCCCGAGACACCAACUCACCUCCCAACAACCUCUACUCCCGCCACUCCCCGCAGGUGUACAGCCGAAGCAACUCCCCUCCCCGCUUCUACACCCGCACGUCCCCUCCAUCCCUCUCGUACCCCGACAGCAGCCCCGAGGCUCCGGAAGAGGUGAGCCCCGCUGGCCAGCCACAGCGGCCCGUCCUGGAGCUGCCCUACAGCCUGGGGCGGCCCCCGCUGGGCCCGCGGCCCAACCACCUGCAGACCUUCUACCAGCCGCCACCACUGGCAUCCAAUGGAGAGGCUGCGUACACGGCAGAGCCCGCCUCCGAGGGAGACGACGGACAGAUGCAGCGCGUGACAAGCCUGUGACUAGGGCGGUGGUGAUCGGGGCAUAGAAACCAGGGAGGAGGAGGAAGACGGCGAGAAGAGCAACGAGUGAAAGUGAUCUCUGUGAUGCUAAAGCGGAUGACGAAGGAUUACAUAAUGGCACUGAUGGCUCCUCCCUGCUUCUAUGUCCUGAUCACCACGAGACCUUCCCCUUUCCAUGUUUUAUUACUUUUCUAUGACUGUGAUCCAUUUCUAACUCCUCCCGUCCUCCUCUCUCUCCUGAAGCCCUGCUGUUUCUUCCCUUCUCAUCGGUGCUUAGCCCUACUGGCCCCGUCAGAUAAGUUUCUAUUGGUUUGUUGGCUGGGUGUUGCCCCUCCCUGUAGCAAGCAGACAGUGUGUCAAAGAAACACUCAUAUGUUGCCAAAAAAAUCUUUCAAAGAACAUGUGCAUGACUUUAUAAGUGGCUUUACAAGGCUACAUACUGUAGGAGGAAGGUGCUGGGUUGUGUGUGGGGCGUAUGUGUAGGCGUGUGUGUAGCUUGAGGAGCAUGCGUGUGUGUACGGUUUUGUGCGUGUGUGAGAAACAGAGCGUGUGUAUAUACAUCAUUCUUGUAUAAUUAAUGUAUCACAGUGAAGCAUUUUAUUGAUACCAACUGAGGGGCCACUCACACACGUCCCCUCCUACUGGUUCUGAACUCUUGACCAAUCCAAUUUCACACCCCGCCCCCUCCACCUGCCACUAAGUGUUAAUGAUGGGACUUGUUGCCAUUGAGUUUGUGAUAGCAACUGAACUCUAGACUCUAGAGCCAGAGAUCAUAUAAAACCUCAGAACUUUUCUGCAACUCCCGUGAGACCCUUGUACAUAUCGACCUCAAGUGUUCUGAUUGUCUUGUAUUGCUAUUGAAGUUCAAGUAAACAUGUGAAAUAAAUGUUUCUGCCUUUCUGUCCGAGUGGCUGUACAGAGAGAUGGAAGGUAACAGAAGACUGAGGAGUUACGUGUACAGAAGCAGAAGAUGGAGGUUCUGAUGAAGACUAGAACUGUGAGCUGCCAGAGAGAUGAAAAUAUAUUGACGGAGCACAAAUACUAUUAACUGUUGCCAUUCUCGUACUUUGAGUAUUUUCCCAGCUGCUGUCAUACUUUACAUUCAUAAUCCAUGACAUUUCAGAGGCACAGUAUGAAGCUUUCAAUCAAAAUUUACACAAUUUGAAAUGAAUUAAUAUUCACAAAUCCAUAUAUGGAUGGAUACAUGAGUAACGCUUGUUGAUGGGAGCAUAAUUACUCCGAUUAGGCGAUACAAAGAGCUGCAGCCAUUCACUUUGGUGAUUAGAACUGAAGAUACUGUAACAUUUAUAUUUAAUAAAGAACAGACACGAAUAAAAUAUGCACAUGUGCUGAAUAAUUAAAGUUAAAGUUGAUACAUAAUUUGGACUUUUUACUUUGUUGCCUGAAACAUUUCUACAUCGCAAAAAAGAACCUGUACAUAGAUAUUUUUUACUCAAAGGUAAUAAAUAUCACAAAGCUUUGUGCCUUUUUGAGCAUUUUACUUAAAGCUGCACUAAUCAGUGUAGAAUGAAACAGACCUAAUGAUAUGUGUAAUGCGAAGGCACUGUCUGUAUUGACCCAAAGAUAAUUAACUUCAGCUUCAUCGAGCAUUUUAGUGUCUUUUGGCUCAUGUUUUGGUUUUACUGUCUGCAGCUUGAUGUUUAAUGUAGUGUUUGUCCCAUCAUGUUGAUCCAGCUUGCUGUCAUGCACUUUCAUAAAUGCAACCAAAAGGCGGAGACAUAAAGUUGGUAAUCUUCUAGCAAACAUACAUACAGAACUAGCUCCACAUUUAUCAGCUAACGAUAUUUAUGGGAGUUAGUGAGGAUCAAACAGAACUUAUUAUGGUGUUGGGAUUUUUAUCUCCAAAUACAACUUGUGUUGUUUUCUUUUUUUGUUUUUUUUUGGCAAAAUAUGUUAAUAAGAACCUGUUCAAAUCAACUUUAUAAGGUAAUAAGCUUAAUAUUUUCAAUGUACAGGCUUGUGUAGAACAUGAAUUCAUUUGCUUUUGUCAAAAUGUGCAUUUUAGAAAGAAGACAUAAACUAAACUGAAGUGAACUGA
Betta splendens (Siamese fighting fish) is the source of this 8561-nucleotide messenger RNA. RefSeq names its product adhesion G protein-coupled receptor L1-like. The record is from RefSeq and is a predicted model, not a curated record. Gene Ontology annotation, molecular function: carbohydrate binding; G protein-coupled receptor activity. Bases 872 to 6502 code for a protein of 1876 amino acids. NCBI's taxonomy places the organism in Eukaryota, Metazoa, Chordata, Actinopteri, Anabantiformes, Osphronemidae. Gene Ontology annotation, cellular component: membrane. Gene Ontology annotation, biological process: cell surface receptor signaling pathway; G protein-coupled receptor signaling pathway. The transcript is spliced from 26 exons.